AUGUCACUCACAACUAUUGACGAUCGGCAAAGAGACGAUGUCGUCCAUCUGAGAGUUCUCCUGCAGAAGCGGGAGUAUCAUCUUGCUGAGCUGAUCAACGAGGUCGUUUAUGCGGAACAGGAGCGCUACAAGGCGGUGCAGGAGGCAAGCAGCCUCCGUGAGCUUGUCUCUCGCCUGGAGGACAUCAUCAACAAGCUGCUGGUGUACCAUAUGACCAUUCACAGGGAGGUGCUUCUUCCAGCAUUGAUUGAUUCCGCCGGCAACAGAGGCGAUGCACACAGCGUAAGAGCGCCGGCAGCAGAAGACUUCACAGCUGUAGGGUCUUCGAAAGACGUCCUCGAUGACCUGCUUGGCGAACCGCGUCUUUCCAGUGAAACGAAGAAUCUCGUUCAGGGUGUCCUGCAACAGAAGAGAAGAGGCGAGCGACUGUCAAGUAGUGGUGCCGAGCUGCACGGUAACUCUUCCUCCCUGUUGGCGGCGCUUUCCAACGCUGCUCCUUGCCGACGGCCUGCCGACGCAGAGACGUCAGUGGAUCACGCCAGACGUCGCGCCAUCAUCCUCAGUUCCUCUCUUUUGCAAAACCAAGAGGAGCUGGUGCAGCUGCUGCGCAGCAUUCGGGUCCAAACAAAGGAUCUGCGUCACCACUGGGAUCGGCUACGCGACGUGGAAGUACAAGACAGGCAGCAGCCACUCCGCGAGUCCACCGUUCGACAGCAGAAGCCGAUAAGCGACGUCGCGCCUUUCCGGCUAGGGAACCUGCGCCAGAAUAGCAACCGUACUCACACACUGGAGGAGGCACUGCGAAGUGUCGAGAAGGAACGUGACGCUCUACGGGCGCAGCUGCGCGAGCGCAAUGCGGCUGCUGCCGCUGCCCUGGAGGCAAACACACCACCGCAGGUUGUUCAGCCAGACGAAUCGUGGCACGAGGAGAUGGCGCAGCUCAAGAAGGAGCUCGCCUACGCACAGCAGCGCGUUCUGCAAGAGCAAGCGCGGAAUCAGGGACUGAAAAAUCAGGUCUCCCAGCUGGAGAAAGUGGCCGCGGCGUCACCGAUUACGCCAUCUGCGACGAGCCCAACCACCUGCGUUCAUUGUGAAGAGACGCGUGCAGACAUGCACAAUCAAUUGUCAGACUUUCAGGCCGCCAAGACAACAUGGAAGGAGGAGGAGGGACGCCUGAAGAACGAAAUUGCAUCCCUGAGGCUCCAGAUAAAAGAGUCUGCCAACAGGACUUCACUGCCGUUACCCUCUCCGCCUGUAGGCGCCCUGACAGAUGAACCGCAAUGUUACUCAUCUGGGCCCACGAGUGAACGCAAAAUCGGUCACCUCGAGGCCACAGUUGCCUCCACGAAGGCAGACCUGCAGAUCAUGGAGAUGCGUAUGGCGGUCAUGCAAAGUGAGUGGGACUCUGAACGGCGCCGCAUCCUCGCCGCACACGAGCGAGAGCGGCGGCGCCUGCGCGACGAGAGAGACGAGUGCCAGAGAACCAUCGACAAGAUGUUCCUUGAGCUACAGGCCCUCUCUCAGAUGAGCUCCAGAGCACCGCUGGCCAUCCCAAGCAUCGCCGGCUAG
Leishmania braziliensis MHOM/BR/75/M2904 is the source of this 1569-nucleotide messenger RNA. RefSeq lists its product as hypothetical. Bases 1 to 1569 code for a protein of 522 amino acids. The record is from RefSeq and is a predicted model, not a curated record. NCBI's taxonomy places the organism in Eukaryota, Euglenozoa, Kinetoplastea, Trypanosomatida, Trypanosomatidae. The transcript has a single exon.